AUGAGCACAAACGUUGCAUCUACAGAGGAUACUAGCCCACCACAGAGUCCUUUAACAGCCACAUCCAGCCCGCUUUCGGAACCUCCAGAUGAUUCGGAAUGCAAAGAUGCGAACGGAAAGACCAGAUUGCGGAGAAGUACGAGGACAGGGUCACAGGAACAAUCUACCAAAGCACCGAGAAAGAAUACUCCCACCGUUGCCUUGCCUUCACCGGUGACGCCUCCUGUUUUUUACGACAAGGAGAAGCCAGAUAUGAAGAUAGGAACACCCGAGGUACGGAAUAACAAUCUCCAAGUUGUCAACACCUCUUCGCCAACCAUUUAUCGGGAACAGCAAAAUUGUGAAAUAUGCCACAAGAAGAACCGCGGCGAAGAAAUGCUGCUAUGCGAUGGAUGCGACUGUGGGUUCCACAUGUUUUGUCUUGAUCCACCUUUGGACAGCAUUCCAAAGGACCAAUGGUUUUGCUAUACAUGUCUGUCUGGGACAGGUGGUGAUUUUGGUUUUGAUGAAGGCGAAGAGCACAGCCUUUCGAGUUUUCAUGCUCGCGACAAGGAAUUCCGGCGUUUAUGGUUUGAGUCACACCCACCGCCCGGUUCUGACCGUCCACCUGCUGAAGGCGACAUAACAAGGACUCGUAUUGGCAACAUUACUGUUUCUGAACAUGAUGUUGAAAGAGAGUUUUGGCGUCUAGUGCAGUCUCCUCAUGAAACUGUAGAAAUAGAAUAUGGGGCAGAUGUCCAUUCUACAACUCACGGAAGUGCCAUGCCCACUUUAGAAACUCAUCCUUUGGACGCAUACUCGAAGGACCCAUGGAACCUUAAUAACAUACCCAUUCUUCCGGACUCCCUUCUGCGCUUCAUUAAGUCUGAUAUCUCCGGUAUGACAGUCCCAUGGACGUAUGUUGGUAUGGCAUUUUCCACAUUCUGCUGGCACAAUGAGGAUCAUUAUACCUACAGCAUCAAUUAUAUGCACUGGGGCGAAACCAAGACAUGGUAUGGUAUUCCUGGCGAAGAUGCAGAAAAAUUCGAGGCAGCAAUCAAGUCAGAGGCACCCGAUUUAUUUGAAGCACAACCUGAUCUCCUAUUCCAACUGGUUACCCUCAUGAAUCCUGAGCUCGUCACCAAAGCAGGAGUCCGUGUUUACGCAUGCAAUCAACGACCAAGAGAGUUUGUGAUUACUUUCCCCAAAGCCUAUCAUGCUGGUUUUAAUCAUGGGUUGAACUUCAAUGAGGCUGUCAACUUCGCAUUGCCGGACUGGCUACCUUUGGGGCGCGAUUGUGUCCAAAGAUAUCGAGAGCAUCGCAAGCUCCCUGUAUUUUCGCAUGACGAACUUCUUGUCACAAUUACCCAACAAUCCCAGUCAAUCAAGACUGCAAUGUGGUUGAUUGACAGUCUUAAAGAAAUGACGGAUCGAGAAAUGGCUGAUCGCCAGAGGGCGCAAACAGCCGGUCUCGCCACCGUUCUGGAGGAAGAAGAUCGUCCAGAAGACCAAUAUCAGUGUCAUAUAUGCAAAGUGUUUUGCUACCUUUCCCAAGUUACCUGUCCGUGUUCCACAAAGGUGGUAUGUGUUGAUCAUCUAGACUUACUCUGCGAUAAUCGGUCUCCCCACCACCUUACGCUUCGUAAACGUUUUUCGGACGAAGAGCUUCAGGACACGUAUAACAAAUUUGCCGAGCGAGCUGGUGUACCGUCGGCAUGGCAAGCAAAACUUUCGAAGCUUCUUUCUGAAAGCGCGCGCCCGGCCUUACGUUCUCUUCGGGCGCUCUUGGCUGAGGGCGAUCGCAUAAAUUAUCCGCUACCUGAAAUGUCGAGUCUCCGCAAGUGUGUUACUCGGGCUAACGAGUGGGUUGAUUCUGCGAAUUCUUUUAUUAUCCGAAAGCAAAGUAGAAAGCGGGCAGCACGUCGGUCGAAAGGUAGGAUGUCUGGCACUGAAGGCAUGCUCACCUCGAUAGAUGAUCCCGGAGACAGACCGGAUCGAGGCUUGGAUGACCUGUACGGCUUAUUGCGAGAAGUCGAAAAUUUAGGCUUUGACUCUCCUGAAAUCGGUGUCCUUCGUACUCUGGCUCAACACGCCGAAGAAACUAAAACGAAGGCGGCCGCUCUACUAAACACGCCUCGCUCGGAACAGGAUAGCGAAGACUUUUUGCAGGAAUGUAAACGUCUACUCAUACAUGGCUCAUCAAUCAAUGUUCUUCUGGAGGAGCUCAUUGAAGUAGAGAAAUUCGUAGAACGUGCACAGCUAAAUGCCGAUUUGGAAGAGAAACUGGACGAUAAUGACGCCAAUGUCACUUUGGAAGAAGUACGACAGUUUUUGACACGUGCGCGUGCUUGUGGAUUACCCAGCGAUAACAAAUACAUGCAAAUGCUAGACGCCAGGCAGAGAGAAGGAGAUGAUUGGGAAACCCGGGCAAGGAAAGUUCUUGAUCAGCCAGUAAAGACUAUCGACGAUUUGGAUGUGUUUGCCAAUAUGGACCCAAGCAUUCCAAUCGACGAUUCUGUACUCAGCCGCUUAAUGACCGCACGUGCCAAAGCCAUCGACUUUGAAAAACAGGCAAAAGCGUGGCUUGAGUGCGAGCCGAAUGGUGUCAAAGCAAGGUUACCGGAUGUCUUGCGAUUGACUAGUCGCGCCUCCAAAGACUUCAACAUCUAUUCCGUUCAACUUUUGAAGCGAAGCGCGGAUAUUGCGUCUGACUUGGAGGCACGGUGCGAAAGCGUACUACGAAAUCGAUAUCCCAUUACUCCUAAGGAGGAUGUAUUCGAGGCCAUUGAAAAAUGGAAGGAAUAUGCUCAACAACAUCUCAAUAUGUUUUCACUCCCUACAUUCGAGAAACUCGAAGAACAACUGCGGGCACACGAAAAUUGGGUCAAAGAGAUACCGUGGUAUUGCUCGGAACACAAGAAGACGCACUACGAAUCAGUCUUGGAGGAUGUAUUGGAGAACACUCGACCCGAAGAUGACCUUCCACCUGCAGAUGAAUUUUUUACAUGUAUUUGCAACAUGCCGGUAAGGCCCCCACCAAAUGGUGGGGUAUCAGAUGCAGUGCAAUGCGACCACUGCUUUGCAAGGUUCCACGGCGAGUGUGCGAAGAAUGGUGGUUCUUGUCCGUUUUGCGAUCAUCAUCACUGGAACGGUGCUAUUCACAAACAACGGAAUUUCCAUUUUUGCUUCCUCCCAACUAUCCUCAAUAAUGCUCCAGACAUUUCGAAGAAUUAUUCUGAUGACUACAAGAAGUUGGAAAUUAUUGUUCACCGCGUUGACCGACUUUCGGCAGUUAUCGCCCAAUUUUUAUCUUACACCUCUGUUUCUGAAAACCAGAGGCCGGAAUACAUUUCUCAAGUGCGCCAUUAUAUGCGCAAGCUGUACAAAAUCCAAUUCGCUGUUUCACCCAACCCUGACAUAUCGUUUGGACUUGAUCUCGCUGGUCUGCAUCGUAUCCUUGCUGGUCGGCCACCCUUGACGCGUCCAAAGAAACGGCGAAGACCUCGUUUUACCUUUGGGCAGGACAUCGAUGCAGAUGCUCCAGACCAUACUAGAUGCAUUUGCCGAGGGAAAAAUAGGUAUUUAAUGGGAUAUCCGACGGUUGAAUGCAAUACCUGCGGCAAAAUUUAUCACAAUGGAUGCGUCUUCUUCCAACCGGCUGCAGACAAGACAGAAGACACAUCUGCAUUCAUAUGCCCUCUUUGUUGCUUGCGUAAAGGCAGAAGCUACCAAUAUUCUGACGUUAGAGUCGUUGCCUCAGAGUCCCUCUUUAACGAAAAGCCGAAGAUGGACAUGUAUGUGGAUGUCAAGGCAAUGCUUGAAACCUAUAGCAAGGUGGUCAUUCUGAAGCAACUUCCCAACCCUCAAAUGCACACUGUUUUUGUGGAACUCAUCAAUUUCCAGCCCGGGCUUGAUUUGCCAACUGCGACUUCCAGUCACCCCGUUUCCCGCCCUUCUCAGCAGAUAGUUACUCAUCACCCUAUACCAACAAUGUCGUUGUCUCACCCUCCUAACGGCAAUGGAAUAGUGUCUCACCAUCAUUACAACCCCCAUCCACUCACUGCAAUUCAGCAUUCACCGCCUCCUUCUAUGAAUGCAUUUAACCCUGCAGCCUGGACACAAACCAGCCAAUUCGUACCCCCACCCCCACCAUGGUCUCGAUGGGCCACAAUGUCGACUCCAGCUAUGCCACCGUCAACGCAGCGGCGGGGUGGAAAUAGUAACGGCAACGGUGAGUCAUCACGUUUGCAUGGGACGCCCCAGCCAGGUCCCUCUUCUGCAUCUGUGCCUCCACGGAAACGAAAGCACAUAGACGAAUCUCCGCAUUUGCCAAAUGCAUCAAACCACCAAAGUGAAGAAGACCUUCGACCGACCAGUUCAGCACUCCCGAUGAAGAGGCAUGCGGGCCCUACGCUUACACCUACCCCAAUGUCUCCCCCGCGACCCGUUCAGACGUUGUCGCCUUCGCUAGCGAUGAUCGUGUCGCCUACUAAUCAGGCUGUGCAGGUGCAUUCCUCCCCUGGUGCUCGGGCAACCACCCAACUGCCGUCUCUUAGAAAUGGGGCCAAUGGUUCGCCUUUGUCUGUACAAAUACCACCAGUCCGCUUGCGCUAG
This is a messenger RNA of Psilocybe cubensis, 4593 nucleotides long. RefSeq lists its product as uncharacterized. Gene Ontology annotation, cellular component: nucleus. The record is from RefSeq and is a predicted model, not a curated record. Bases 1 to 4593 code for a protein of 1530 amino acids. The transcript is spliced from 9 exons. Gene Ontology annotation, molecular function: histone demethylase activity. Gene Ontology annotation, biological process: chromatin remodeling. Lineage: Eukaryota; Fungi; Basidiomycota; Agaricomycetes; Agaricales; Agrocybaceae.